Cordyceps fumosorosea ARSEF 2679 is the source of this 2202-nucleotide messenger RNA. RefSeq names its product palmitoyltransferase AKR1. The transcript has 2 exons. Gene Ontology annotation, biological process: protein palmitoylation. Gene Ontology annotation, molecular function: protein binding; palmitoyltransferase activity. Bases 1 to 2202 code for a protein of 733 amino acids. Lineage: Eukaryota; Fungi; Ascomycota; Sordariomycetes; Hypocreales; Cordycipitaceae. The record is from RefSeq and is a predicted model, not a curated record. Gene Ontology annotation, cellular component: Golgi membrane.
AUGGCAAGCUCGGCACGACCGGGCAGCAUUUCUGCUGCAUCAACCGCUCCUAUUCAGCCGUCGAGUAAGGCCUCCGCUGCCGCGCCCAAGCUCGACAGCAACAUGGAGAUGGGGAGCAUACAGAACGAGAGCGCUAGGGGAGGAGCUGCAGCCGACGCCCCGGCGCCCGAGGACGACAUUAUGCAGUUUGCUCGCACCGGCGACGUCCCUGCGAUGGAGAAGCUUUUUGAGUCGGGCGAGUUUGACGCUACCUAUGCCGACGACGAGGGAAUCACGCCCCUGCACCCCCAGUGGGCAGCAAUCAACAACCAGUAUGCGAUGUGCAAGUUCCUGAUCGACCACGGCGCCGAGAUCAACAGAAAAGGCGGCGAGUCCAUCGCCACGCCCCUGCAAUGGGCCGCCCAACGAUGCCACUACUACACCGUCAACCUCCUCCUCCAGCACGGUGCCGACCCGCUCAUAACCGACUCCCAAGGCUACAACACCCUCCACAUCUCGACGUUCAACGGCAACGUGCUGCUGCUUAUCCUGCUGCUGCACCAGGGCAUCCCCGUCGACGUUCUCGACAGCUACGGCCACACCUCGCUCAUGUGGGCGGCUUACAAGGGCUUCCCGCAGUGCGUAGACGUUUUCCUGCGAUGGGGCGCCAGCGUGCACGCGACCGACGAGCAGGGGUUCACGGCGCUGCACUGGGCACUCGUCAAGGGUCACCCGGCCUGCAUCCUCAAGGUGGUCGAGUACGGCGCGGACCGCUUCGCCAAGACGGACACGGGGAAGACGCCCGCCGUCACCGCAAGCGAGCUGCACACGGAAAAGGCCUGGCAUAGAGCGCUCAAAGAGUGCGGCUUCGACGAGGAUGGGAAUCCUUCAACGCCCCCCUGGCCUGGCGCGGCGUACUUUCUCAAAGACAAGCGUGCCUUUUUGACCAAGUUCCUCUUUCUCUGGCCGUUUCUGCUUGUGUGGGCAGGCCUGAUGUCGCUAGCGGUUCUGCCUGUGUACUUUGGAAUUCCAGCAGCAAUUGUCAUCGGAUAUGGCCUUACAUUUUGUGCGCAGCAGGUGCUUGAGUAUGCACCGUCAGAUAUGCGCCACUUUCACAAGACGCCGUGGAUGGCUGGCAUCUUUGCCGGCUCGCUCUUCCUGGUUGCCGUCAAUUGGUUCUUCACUGUGCUGCCAUACACCAUGUUUAGAGCCGAGACGACGCAUCUUUUACUUAACCUCAUCUUUGGCGUAUGCAUCUCGCUAACGACCUUCUUUUACGCGGCCUGCAUGCGCUACGACCCUGGAUACGUCCCCAAGAUGAACGGCAUCGCUGAGCAGCGGGCCGUCAUUGACGAGCUGCUCAAGACGUGGAAAUAUGAUGAGACCAACUUCUGCGUGACGUGCAUGAUUCGCACGCCUCUGCGUAGCAAGCACUGUCGUCGAUGCCAGCGCUGCGUGGCCAAGCACGACCACCACUGUCCCUGGGUGUACAACUGUGUCGGCGUCAACACACAUCGUCACUUUUUCUUCUACCUCCUCUCCCUUACCGUCGGCAUCCUCUUUUACAACUGGCUGCUGUGGAACUACUUUACUGGGAUCUCGGUGGAUGCGUCGGACCAGUGCAACGUUCUGAGCCCGGGACUGUGCAAGCUGGUCAACUCGGAUGCCUACACACUGCUACUCGGAGCGUGGAUCACGCUGCAGCUGACGUGGGUGUCGAUGCUCGUCGCGACGCAGCUCAUCCAAGUGUCCCGCGCCAUGACGACCUACGAGAACAUGAUGGGCAUCAACACUGGCCAGAACGCAUCAACGGCAUUCACCUCGACCGGGGCGCCGCUAGACCCGAACCAUCCGGCCAUCUCGACGGCCCCAACCGGCGCUCCCACGGCGGCCAGCCGACAAAAGCAGGGCGGCACUCUGCGGCAAUGGAGCCGGCUGCUGGGCGUGGACCCGUUCAUCGAGACCAUCACGGGACGCGGCGCCGCGACGGGCAAGAACCGGCGCAAGAAGAAGAACCCGUACAGCCGCGGGUGCCUGCUCAACUGCAAGGACUUUUGGUUCGACCCGGCGCCCAUCUUUGGCCAGCGCGACAACGGCACGGCGCUGCUGGGCGGCGACAAGGUCGACUACACGGACAUGUACGAGAGCCCGACGCUGAUGCAGCUGACGGGCAUGCGCGCUAGAGGCGGCUACGAGGCGGUGGCGCCGGAGGAGGAGGUGUAA